This is a messenger RNA of Tupaia belangeri chinensis (Chinese tree shrew), 4621 nucleotides long. It is a transcript of the gene SCUBE3, whose product is annotated as signal peptide, CUB domain and EGF like domain containing 3. The transcript is spliced from 22 exons. Bases 49 to 3030 code for a protein of 993 amino acids. Gene Ontology annotation, biological process: signal transduction. Gene Ontology annotation, cellular component: cell surface. Gene Ontology annotation, molecular function: calcium ion binding. The record is from RefSeq and is a predicted model, not a curated record. NCBI's taxonomy places the organism in Eukaryota, Metazoa, Chordata, Mammalia, Scandentia, Tupaiidae.
CGGGCUGCGAGACCGGCCCCGGCGAACCAGCCUCCCGGAGCUCCAGCCAUGGGCUCGGGGCGCGUGCCUGGGCUCUGCUUGCUCGUCCUUCUGGUCCACGCCCGCGCCGCCCAGCACGGCAGAGCUGCGCAAGAUGUGGAUGAGUGUGUGGAGGGGACUGACAGCUGCCACAUUGAUGCCAUCUGCCAGAACACCCCGCGGUCAUACAAGUGCAUCUGCAAGUCCGGCUACACGGGAGACGGAAAACACUGCAAAGACGUGGACGAGUGUGAGCGAGAAGAUAACGCAGGCUGUGUGCACGACUGUGUCAAUAUCCCUGGCAACUACCGAUGCACCUGCUAUGACGGAUUCCACCUGGCACAUGACGGACACAACUGUCUGGACGUGGACGAGUGUGCCGAGGGCAAUGGCGGCUGUCAGCAGAGCUGUGUCAACAUGAUGGGCAGCUACGAGUGCCACUGCCGUGAAGGCUUCUUUCUCAGCGACAACCAGCACACCUGCAUCCAGCGGCCGGAAGAAGGAAUGAACUGCAUGAACAAGAACCAUGGCUGUGCCCACAUUUGCCGGGAGACGCCCAAGGGGGGCAUUGCCUGUGAAUGUCGCCCCGGCUUCGAGCUCACCAAGAACCAGCGGGACUGUAAACUGACCUGCAACUAUGGUAAUGGUGGCUGCCAGCACACAUGUGAUGACACGGACCAGGGUCCCCGGUGUGGCUGCCAUGUCAAGUUUGUGCUCCAUACGGAUGGAAAGACAUGCAUCGAGACCUGUGCUGUCAACAACGGGGGCUGUGACAGUAAGUGCCACGAUGCAGCAACGGGCGUCCACUGCAGCUGCCCCGUGGGCUUCAUGCUGCAGCCAGACAGGAAGACCUGCAAAGACAUUGACGAGUGCCGCCUGAACAACGGGGGCUGUGACCACAUCUGCCGCAACACCGUGGGCAGCUUCGAAUGCAGCUGCAAGAAGGGCUACAAGCUUCUCAUCAAUGAGAGGAACUGCCAGGACAUAGACGAGUGUUCCUUUGAUCGAACCUGUGACCAUGUGUGUGUCAACACGCCGGGAAGCUUCCAGUGUCUCUGCCAUCGUGGCUACCUGCUGUACGGUGUCACGCACUGUGGUGAUGUGGACGAAUGCAGCAUCAACCGGGGAGGUUGCCGUUUUGGUUGCAUCAACACUCCUGGCAGCUACCAGUGUACCUGCCCGGCCGGCCAAGGCCGGCUGCACUGGAAUGGCAAGGAUUGCACAGAGCCAGUGAAGUGUCAGGGCAGUCCCGGGGCCUCGAAAGCCAUGCUCAGCUGCAACCGAUCUGGCAAGAAGGAUACCUGUGCCCUGACCUGCCCAUCCCGGGCCCGGUUUUCACCAGAGUCUGAGAACGGCUUCACGGUGAGCUGUGGCACCCCCAGCCCCAGGGCUGCCUCAUCCCGAGCCGGCCAUCCCGGGAACGGCACCAGCUCCAGCCACUGUCAUGAGGCUGCAGUGCUGUCGGUGAAGCAGCGGGCCUCCUUCAAGGUCAAGGACGCCAAAUGCCGUCUGCACCUGCGGAACAAAGGCAGACCCGAGGAGGCCGGCCGGAUCCCGGGGCCAGGUGGUGCCCCCUGCUCUGACUGCCAGGUCACCUUCAUCCACCUCAAGUGUGACUCCUCUCGGAAGGGCAAGGGCCGGCGGGCCCGGACCCCUCCAGGCAAGGAGGUCACCCGGCUCACCCUGGAACUGGAGGCAGAGGUCAGGGCCGAAGAAACCACAGCUGGCUGUGGGCUGCCCUGCCUCCGACAGCGGAUGGAGCGGCGGCUGAAGGGGUCCCUGAAGAUGCUCAGGAAGUCCAUCAAUCAAGACCGCUUCCUGCUGCGCCUGGCAGGCCUUGAUUAUGAGCUGGCCCACAAGCUGGGCCCUGCCACCGGGGAGCGCGUGGAGCCGGCGGAGGCCUGUAGGCCCGGGCAGCACCGUGCUGGGGCCAAGUGUGUCAGCUGCCCGCAGGGAACGUAUUACCACGGCCAGACGGAGCAGUGUGUGCCAUGCCCAGCGGGCACCUUCCAGGAGAGAGAAGGGCAGCUCUCCUGCGACCUUUGCCCUGGGAGUGAUGCCCACGGGCCUCUCGGAGCCACCAACGUCACCACGUGUGCAGGUCAGUGCCCACCUGGCCAGCACUCUGUAGACGGGUUCAAGCCUUGCCAACCCUGCCCACGUGGCACCUACCAGCCCGAAGCAGGACGGACCCUGUGCUUCCCGUGCGGUGGGGGCCUCACCACCAAACACGAGGGGGCCAUCUCCUUCCAAGACUGCGACACCAAAGUCCAGUGCUCCCCAGGGCACUACUACAACACCAGCAUCCAUCGCUGCAUCCGCUGUGCCAUGGGCUCCUACCAGCCCGACUUCCGGCAGAACUUCUGCACGCGCUGUCCAGGAAACACAAGCACUGACUUCGACGGCUCUACCAGUGUGGCCCAGUGCAAGAACCGGCAGUGUGGUGGGGAGCUGGGGGAGUUCACCGGCUACAUCGAGUCCCCCAACUACCCGGGCAACUACCCAGCCAGCGUGGAGUGCAUCUGGAACAUCAACCCCCCACCCAAGCGCAAGAUCCUUAUCGUGGUACCAGAGAUCUUCCUGCCAUCGGAGGACGAGUGUGGGGACGUCCUCGUCAUGAGAAAGAACUCCUCCCCAUCCUCCAUUACCACUUACGAGACCUGUCAGACCUAUGAGCGCCCCAUCGCCUUCACAGCCCGUUCCAGGAAGCUCUGGAUCAACUUCAAGACAAGUGAGGCCAACAGCGCCCGGGGCUUCCAGAUCCCAUAUGUCACCUAUGAUGAGGACUAUGAGCAGCUGGUAGAAGACAUCGUGCGAGACGGCCGGCUCUACGCCUCUGAGAACCACCAGGAGAUUUUAAAGGACAAGAAGCUCAUCAAGGCCUUCUUCGAAGUGCUGGCCCACCCCCAGAACUACUUCAAGUACACGGAGAAACACAAGGAAAUGUUGCCGAAGUCCUUCAUCAAGCUGCUCCGAUCCAAAGUUUCCAGCUUCCUGAGGCCCUACAAAUAGUGCCCCUAGGCCCAGAGACCCAGGUUUUGAAACCCCCAGACUCUUUAGCCCUCAGAGCCAGCAGUCCCCACCUUCAGGCAAGGAACUCUCUCUCUCUCUCCUUGGCGGAAAAAAGUGAAUCACUGCACAGACCAGGUGCUCUUCCUGUCCUGUCCUCCCGGUUUCCUUCCCUUGCCUCUCUCCGCCUCUUUCCUGCUUCCCCUUUUCCUUUGUGCUGUCUGGAAAAGCCAUUCAGUGCUGGCUCUACCCCCCAUGAGGGGGCAAGAAGCAGUACCACUCCUUCCCUUGCCCAUUUACCAGCUCACACCCCUGGCCCCAUCAGCUCGGAAGGGUGCUAGAGGCCCACGAAGGAAGUGGAAGGGGUGAGGGAGGUGGUAGAGGGGCUUCUGACAUUAUAGGGUUGUGCCUUGCUAGUCAGGAGCCAAAUGUCCCCUGGCUGUGCCCCCCCAGGGCGAUUCUCACAACCCAGGGGUUCUGCCAAAGAAGUGUUGAUUUCCAGGCUGACUGCCAGACCAGUCCUCUGGGGCGUGUGGUGUGAGGCCUGAACUGCCCACACGGCCAACCUUCUCGUCUGUACGGCUCCUCUCUUUCCCCACACAUCUGCCUGGGGUCACCUUACUCCAUGAGGGUUUGCAAAUGGCUCAUCUUGCUGGGCUGGUGGAUACGGACCGAGUAAGGAAGAGCAGCAGGCAUUACCGUGUUCAGUGCACCGCUGUGGCCCCCCGCGAGAAAGACUAUACAGCUCUGCAGGACAGAAACCAGGUUUUACAGCAUCACCAGAAAAAGAAAACAGAAAGAAAAGAAAAUGUCGUAUCGAAAGGACUGGACUACAGAACAAUCAGAAGCUAGCCUCAGACACAGACCCCUUUUCCGACUGUCUUUCCUGGCCCAGCCACCCCCUUCCACCCACCCAAGUGCUCCCUGGGGGAGCCCUAUCCCUUUGCUAAAUGUCCUUAAGAAAACAUGGCUGUUGACCCCAAGCCAGCCUGGGCCUCGCCCCACAAUUGUCUUUUCCUUGUAGCCCCAGGUGACUUGUGGGCUCCACCAAAGAGGACCCUGCUCUGCAGCCAGUGCUCUGCAGCCAGCCUGGAGCCGCCUACCUCUGGCCUCAGACUGUGGGCAGCAAGAGGAACGUGUGUGCACUUGGCAAGCCGCCUGCCCACCCUGUCCACAACUAAUAAGUGCAAUCAUUUUGAGUCUUUCUGUGUUGUCUAGAAGGAGGGGUUAGUGUUUUCUGGUUUUGUUUUUGUUUUUCUUUUUCCUCUAUUAGAACCCUAUUUAUAGUUGCCCAAGAAAGAAGAGUAUAUGUUUGGAGUGAAGAAAAUUGGUUUUCAAUCUCAUGAACCCUGCGUGCUGGAGCAUCAGACCUGUCUCUGUUCCACCAGUGACCACACAGACCUCUGAGGCCCUCAGCUGGUGUAACCCGAGACUAUGGCUCAGAGGCAUCUGAUGUGUAGGACAGCAAUUCUGGGGGUUUGAUGGAGCAGGAAAGAGGGGGACCUGUAUUUGCUAAACAAUUCCCGUUGCCUCUCGACAUCUACAGCAUGGACCUCCAGUCAUAGACACUGACGGAACUGGUCAGUGGUUCUCU